AUGGAUAUAUGGCUCACAUUAGAGAAGGAAUUUCUUACUGAAUCUAGGGCUAAGACAUUACAUGUUAAGAGUCUUUUACAAAAUACAAGAAAGGAAAACAUGAGCAUGCAUGAUUACUUCCUUACGAUGAAAGGUGUUGCCGAAAAUUUGUCAUCUAAUAGAGUAGUGAUAGCAGAUGAAGAGUUUCUUAAUUACAUUCUGGACAAACUAGAGUCUAAAUGUGAUGCAGCUGUUGUGAAUAUCACAACUAGGUUAGAGUCCAAGCUUGAUCCCAUAUCUAUCCAAGAAACACAAACAAUUUUAAUAAAACUUGAGCUUAGGCUUCAAAGGGUAAAUGCAACAAUGAAUUUUGUUGUUCACAAUGAGUUUCAUGGAGGAUUAGCUAAUGUUGCUACUCUCUCAAUUGAUGAUGAGAACAAGAAAACACAAUCUGGCCAAAUUGUGUCAUUAACUACGCAACAAACCUCCACUCAUAAUCCAAGAAAUAGCACCUUAUUUAGAAGUAACUUUCACUCUCCUGGUUUCAUCAGACAACCCUCAUUUGAUUUUGGAAUUGGAAAUCCUAGAAUUGGUAAUUCUGGAAUUGGAAGUUCUUACUACCUAACUGAUAGUCAUGGUGAUCAUCGCUAUGUGCAUAAUCCCUACUCAGAAUCCUUAAUGAUGUCUCAAAACACAACACCUACUUCAUUUCACCAAACACCUGGAUCCACAGUUGUCCAUGCUGACAGUCAGUCAAACUCAACUGCUGCUCAUCUGCACAAUCAGGCUCUGAUGGUUCAAACUCAACUACAUAACUAUCAUCCUACAGCCAUAAACUACAUUUUCACAUCUUCUACAGUACAUGAUGCUACAUGGUACAUGGAUUCUGGAGCUACAGACCAUGUUACCUCUGAUUUUUCUCAACUUACAAGAAGCACUAGUUAUGUAGGCAGUGAACAGCUCCAGGUUGGCAAUGGUGAGCUUUUUUCUAUUUCUCAUAUUGGUUUUGUUGAUUUAAACUGUCCAUUUAGAACUCUGCACCUCAGGAAUGUCUUGUGUGUCCCUCACAUUACAAAAAAUCUUCUAAGUGUUUCUAAACUAACUAGAGAUAAUCUUGUCACUGUUGAGUUUUUUAUUGAUUCUUGUGUGGUUAAGGACAAGCUCUCCAAAGUAAUCCUACUCAAAAGAAUGCUUAAAGGUUGA
Molecule: messenger RNA, 1182 nt
Organism: Pistacia vera
Lineage: Eukaryota; Viridiplantae; Streptophyta; Magnoliopsida; Sapindales; Anacardiaceae
Exons: 2
Coding region: 1-1182 (393 amino acids)
Source: RefSeq, a predicted model, not a curated record